AAUGUAAAGGUAAAUUUGGAUGUGUGGAAUCCUUAAAAGAAACACAAAAAUUAUUUGAAAAUGAUGAUAAUUGUGGUUCUAGUGUUGAUUCGCGUAAUGAUGCAGACGAUGCUGAUUCUUGA
Dentiscutata heterogama is the source of this 122-nucleotide messenger RNA. Lineage: Eukaryota; Fungi; Glomeromycota; Glomeromycetes; Diversisporales; Gigasporaceae. The record is from the annotation of a GenBank genome assembly.